CCAUCCCUGACCAAUAUGGCGGACUUCCAAUCAGCGCCCUGUGUGGGCGGAACUUCCGGUUUGUGUUCCUUUGACGCAGAGCCGCCUGCCUCAGUGACUCCUGAUCAUCAGAAGCUUUUGAUCCGUUUCAAAGUCAGAAACUUUAAGGCUUCAGCUGAAAGCAGGAGGAGGAGCAGCAGGAGGAGGAGCAGCAGGAGGAGGAGGAGCAGGAGGAGGAGGAGCAGGAGGAGCAUGGAGGCUCCUCAGGUGAAGCCAGCAGAUGUUCAGCAGCUGAUGUCGGUGAAAGAAGAAGCUCCAGGAGACGAUCAGCAGGAACCGGAGCAGCUCCCCAUGGAGGAGGAGACCCAUCCCACCAGGUUCCCACUGAAUGUGGUCCUGAUGAAGAGCGAGGAUGAGGAAGAGAAGCCUCUGUUCUCACAGCUUCAUCAGCAGCAACCAGAAGAACGAGAUCUUCCAACCAGCAGCUCAGCGGACCUGAUGAAGGCUGAGACCGAUGAAGACGGUGGAUCCAACCGGAACUCUGACACCUCCAGCUCUUCAGAGACGGAGGUCAGCGAUGAAGAGGAGGAUGGAGGGAGUCAGCCAGACUCUCAGCUCCAACAUCUGUCAGCAUCUGGGUCUGAAACUGAAGGCAAUGAGAAGGACCUGAAGGAGAGCAGAUCUGCCGAGUCAGAAGGAGCAGAUGUCAGCGAGUCCCUGAGCUGCUCUGCCUGCAGCCAACAGUUCAGCAACAAGCGCCGCCUGCAGAGACACAUGGCGGCUCAUUCCGCAAAAACCUAUGCGCCUAAAUCUAAAGGUUUUAGGGAGAAGAAAGUCAAAAAAGAUUUCUUCUGUGAUAACUGUGGUAAAAGUUUUACUUUGAAAAACUCUUUAAAGCGACACCUGAGGAUCCACACUGGAGAAAAACCCUUCGGCUGUGAUGUCUGCGGGCAAAGAUUUAACCAAAAAUCUCACUUAAAAAUCCACAGGAGAAUCCACACCGGGGAGAAACCGUUUGUUUGUGACACCUGUGAACUAAGAUUUAAUCAGAAAUCUAGCUUGAAUUUACACAUGAGAAUCCACUCAGUGGAGAAACCGUUUAGCUGUGAUGGUUGUGAACAAAGAUUCAACAAAAAAUCAGAUCUAAACAAACACAAGAAAAGUCACAUGGAGGAAAAACCGUUUGGCUGUGAUGUCUGUGGGAAAAGAUUCAGUAGAAAGGCAGAUUUGAACAUGCACACAAGAGUCCACACAGGUGACAAACCGUUUGGUUGUGAUGUUUGUCGGCAAACUUUCAGCCUCAAGGCUAAUUUAAACAAACACAAGAGGAUCCACAGCGGAGACAAACCCUUUGGUUGUCUUUUCUGUGAACAAAGAUUUAACAGAAGGUCACAUCUAAACAUACACCUGAGGAUCCACACGGGGGAAAAACCGUUUGUCUGUGACGUUUGUGGACAAAGAUUUAGUGAUAAGUCUGCCGUAAACAAACACAUGAGAAUCCAUACAGGAGACAAACCCUUCAGUUGUGAUGUUUGUGGGAAAGGGUUUAAUCAAAAGUCAAGUUUAAACAAGCACAUCCGGAUUCACACUGGUGACAAACCAUUUAGUUGUGAUAUCUGUGGACAAAGAUUUAAUCAAAAGUCAACUUUAAGCAUCCACAUGAGGAUCCACACGGGAGACAAACCGUUUGGUUGUCACGUUUGUCGACAAAGAUUUAACCACAAGUCAAACCUAAACAAACACAUGAGGAUCCACAAAGGAGAAAAGCCCUAUGGUUGUCUCAUUUGUGGGAAAAGAUUUUACCAAAAGCCUCAUUUAAACAGACAUAUGAGAAUUCAUGUAGGAGAGGAAGUCGUCUAAAAGUGUUUGUCCUCAGCUACAGCGGAUAGGACUGCAGAGGGAGCAGUAAGGGUUAAACAUUAUCCCUAAGGGAUUGAACCCGCUGCAAUCAGCCUGGACUGAAGUAAAGACAGAAUAUUAGCAGUCUCUGUGAUCAGGUCUGUCUGAUUAGAGCUGGCAGGGGGGAAGGAGGGAGGAAGGAAGAGGAAGCGCGAUGCUUCCUAUCACUGGUGAAGAUUCUCAGUCAUCCAGGUCACAAACAGUUCAAAUCAAUCGACUGGACUUU
Messenger RNA from Cyprinodon tularosa, 2104 nucleotides. Its product is annotated as zinc finger protein OZF-like. Gene Ontology annotation, cellular component: nucleus. The coding region runs from base 16 to 1839 and encodes 607 amino acids. NCBI's taxonomy places the organism in Eukaryota, Metazoa, Chordata, Actinopteri, Cyprinodontiformes, Cyprinodontidae. The transcript is spliced from 2 exons. The record is from RefSeq and is a predicted model, not a curated record.